Etheostoma spectabile (orangethroat darter) is the source of this 1091-nucleotide messenger RNA. It is a transcript of the gene tbpl1, whose product is annotated as TBP-like 1. The transcript has 7 exons. NCBI's taxonomy places the organism in Eukaryota, Metazoa, Chordata, Actinopteri, Perciformes, Percidae. The coding region runs from base 354 to 917 and encodes 187 amino acids. Gene Ontology annotation, biological process: DNA-templated transcription initiation. Gene Ontology annotation, molecular function: DNA binding. The record is from RefSeq and is a predicted model, not a curated record.
CUGGAGUGUAAAAUGCAUUGGCUUUUUAGUUACUAUAAAUAUGAAUAUUUAUUCGAAAAUUGUAAAAGGAAGAUGUAGUUAUUUUGAAGUUCAAUAGGUGACCCAGAUUUUAUUUUGAAAGUUGAAACAGGAAGGUGGCUUGCUCGCUGCUGGUCAGUAGUCUGUUGAGGAAGGGGUUUGACUACAAAUUCCACCGUUGACUGGACUGUUUAUGUCUCGGGGUUACAGCACUGAGCUAGCUGAAGAGCUCAUCUUGUCCUGUCCGUCCAUAAAAUGGUGGUGAUUGGGGCGUUGAUGAUCAAUGUGUGAGGAGAAAGCCCCUGUGGUCCUCUUGCUGCACCACACACUUCCUCAUGGAUUCCAGCAAUGACGAAGCACUUGAUAUCAUUAUCACCAAUGUGGUGGCAACCUUCAGGACCAGAUGCCACCUCAACCUGCGCACCAUUGCCUUAGAAGGAACUAAUGUCAUCUAUAAGCCGGAAGUAGGGAAAGUCCUGAUGAAGCUUCGUAAACCCAAGAUAACCGCCUCAAUCUGGUCCUCAGGGAAAAUCAUCUGCACUGGAGCAACAAGUGAGGAUGACGCAAAGCUGGGUGCUCGCAGGUUAGCACGUCUUCUGCAGAAACUGGGCUUCAAGGUGAGAUUUUCAGCCUUCAAAGUUGUGAAUGUCCUGGCAGUUUGCUCCAUGCCGUUUGCAAUCCACCUCAUAGACUUUACUAAGAACAACCGACCCAUUGCCAGUUAUGAACCAGAGCUCCAUCCUGCUGCCACGUACAGGAUCAAACAUAUCAAGGCUACGAUACAGGUGUUCUCUACUGGCAGCAUCACAGUUACAGGACCAAAUGUACAGAAUGUGGCCACAGCUGUUGAGCAGGUCUACCCACUUCUGUUCGAGUGUCAGAAACCCCGCUACAAAUAGAAGAAAAAAGACGGAGCGAAUGGCGGAACGAGAAGGCACAUCGGAUUGGUUUGUCACAAGUGAGGAAGCAACUUAUCGUUGGAUUUAUUUGUUUGAUUUUAUCGCUGUGCGGCAAACAGCCACAAACUUCUAACACAAUCAACAGACUGGAUAUCACCAGGGUUUAAAAAAAAA